GUACCGUCAGAUUUAGAUCAAGCGAUAACCAUAACAGAGAUGGUCCCACUCACCGCAACCUGUCAAACAGACGAGGGAGAUGAAGAUGAUCAGCGAAAGAGAAGAAGUGCAGCGACGGAGGAGAGGAUCGGCAGAAAAGAUGAUCGGCGGACGAUUGGCGGUAGAGAAGAUCGGCGAACGAUCGCGGAAGAGAGGAUCGGUGGACCAUCGGCGGACAAGAAGAUCGGCGGACAAGAAGAUCGACGGACGAGAAGAUCGGUGGAAGAGACGAUCGGCGGACGGUCGGCGGAUGAUCAGCGGACGAUUGGCGGACAAUCGAUGAACGAGAAGAUGAUGAAAAUUUCAGCCCGACCGGUUGCAACGGGUCGCACGAGUUUAACGGGCGGGACGGGUCUGACGGGUUUCAACGGGUUUCAACGGGGCAUUUGCUUAAACGGGUUGAAGUAUUCAACCGACCCGUUUUCAGGUUCGGGUCUGGUUCAACCGAUUCAACCGACCGGACCAGGCCGAGUCCAAAAACAUUGAUUCAGAGAGAGGGUGGAUGUCCACUACUCUUGUUUGACAAUACUCUUCUCUGUUUGUAACAAUUAUUAAUACUUCCUAUAUUCUCAAUAUAUAUAUAAUUUUUUU
This is a messenger RNA of Rubroshorea leprosula, 630 nucleotides long. NCBI's taxonomy places the organism in Eukaryota, Viridiplantae, Streptophyta, Magnoliopsida, Malvales, Dipterocarpaceae. The record is from the annotation of a GenBank genome assembly.